This is a messenger RNA of Thecamonas trahens ATCC 50062, 1849 nucleotides long. RefSeq lists its product as uncharacterized. Gene Ontology annotation, biological process: small GTPase-mediated signal transduction. NCBI's taxonomy places the organism in Eukaryota, Apusomonadida, Apusomonadidae. The record is from RefSeq and is a predicted model, not a curated record. Gene Ontology annotation, molecular function: guanyl-nucleotide exchange factor activity. The transcript has 2 exons. Bases 1 to 1662 code for a protein of 553 amino acids.
AUGACCGAGGACUGGGUGGGCGUUGUACUGUUUGCGGGGCUCUACGGCUGGAGCAUGGAGACCGACGAGACUCAGGGGUACAAGGCUGGCUUGUCGUCGUCGUCGUCGUCGCUGUCCGAGGUCAUUGCAAGGAUGGGCGGUGAGGCUGGGGAUUCAAUGGUGGGAGCCAGGGCUGACCGUGGUGGUGCGGCUCGUGCGCGGGUGGCAUCGGCGCUCCCGCCGCAUAUCCUUGUGCAGGCGGCGUCGCGGUCCGAGUCGUCGAUGUCGUUGGCGGCGUCGUCAUCAUCGAUGAUGUCGACAACGGAUGGGGCCGAGACCGAGGGCGAGGCGCCGGUGGGGGAAGCGGUUGCCAAGGCGACGAUGAUCGCGGCGGGCGUUGACGUUGCCGGCAGUGAUCUGGUGAAAGAGGACGGAUGCGUGGUGAGUGGGACGAGGGAGGCGCUGACGUGGGCGCUGGUUGAUCCGUCGUGCAGCGGAGACGAAGCGCUCCUGGAGGACUUUCUGCUCACCUACCGGUACUUUACCACGCCACACGAGCUUGUGUCGCUGCUAGCAAGCAUGUUUGGAGCAGGCGCGGGCGAGGGCGGUGCUGGGGCACCGGCGCAGCUGCGGGUGCUGGCGCUGAUGCGUGCGCUGCUUGAGACCGACGCGCAUCUGUUUGCAGGCACCGACGGCGAGUCGAUGGCGACGCUCGACAACUUGUUGACGUUCGUUGACCGGGCGUUGCGGAUGCGGCCAGCGGGCGAGGUAGUAGAGGCGCUGCGGGAGCUCGCGCGCUGCGCUAUCCAUGUCGAGGGUUCGCUGCCGGACAAGGCCCACUCGCCACUGCUCGAGCACCUGCCGCCCAACGCACCGCUGCAAAUGGUGCUCGACCGGCUGGCGCCGGCCAAUCCAAAGGCCUUUCCGGCAGCCGAGGCGGCAAGCAUUGUGGCAUCACUCGAUGUCGCAGACGUGGCGCGGCAGGUGACCCUCAUUUCGUUUGGCCUCUUCUCGCGGAUCGAGCCGCUCGAGUGCCUGCGGUCGACGUUCUCGGACGACCCUGCAGCGGCGCCGGCGUUCACGGCGUGGACUCGAUUCACCAACCGGAUGCGAGCAUGGUUGGUGAGCCUUGUCCUCGCGCCGCAGAAGAAGAAGGACCGCAUCAGGCUCUACACCAAGCUUCUUGCGCUCCCGCACGAGUUUCUUAAGCUGAGUAACUUUCACGACGCACUCAACGCGUGGAUCGCGCUCGACGUAACGCCCGCCAUUGCGCGGCUCAAAGUACUGCGGAGCGCGGUGCCCGAGGCUGCGCUGGCAGCACUCAAGCCGAUACAGAUCUUGUUUGAGCCGCGCAAGAACAACGCCAACUACCAGGCGGCGCUUUUCAAGGCAACACCGCCGCUUGUGCCGGUCCUCUCGAUCUUCUCGUCGCUGCUGUACAAGACCGACGAUGCGCAGCCGGACGUGCUCAGCUCGGGCCACGUCAACUUUCGCAAGCUGCGGCUCAUGGGCUCGAUCAUGCACAAGGUGCUUCAGUACCAGACGACGCCGUACUACAUGCAGGCCAACAGCCAGCUCAUCAAGUACCUGCAGAGCGCACAGGUCUACCCCGAGUCGCAGUGGAACGAACUCUCGGUCAAGAUCGAGCGGGCCAAGGGCCGCGGCAAGGGCUGGUUCUCGUGAUCCGCGCUAGUGGUCGAGACGGGUUGUGGCAGAAAAGCAAGCUGUAGGAGCUGGACGACGCAGAUACCCGAGAGGUUGGAGAGCACACCGGCGACGUCCUGUGGGGACGCACACUCAAGAAGCGAGGAGGCACGAAGCGUAAAGAUGCCGACAGCGAGGGCGGGCACGACGUAAAGCGAGUCAUAGG